CAAAUUUUUUUACCUAUUUCUUGUUUCUCAGGUCGUUCUUACACUCAUUGCGUACAAUGUAAUUAAUUAGUUUAGAGAUCCAGUGCAGUACGAGCGCAGGCCCAGCGAAGAGCUUUAAAAAACCCAGACUCCAUAAAAGAGGGGUACCAUCUACGGGAGCGGUGAUCAUGGGAGUGGUCUGAAUCAGAGUGGUACGGCUUUGCCUCAACAGGAGAUAAGUAGUCAGUCAAACAUUUGGAGAUGAAUUUCAGAUUGCAGAUACUUGCUCAGAUUGCAGCUCUAUUUUUGCUCCUACACACGUGUACAGUUGAGGCAUCAGGAGUACCUGGAUUCAGAUGCCUCUGUCCCGUAUCUGUUAAAGCUGUACAUCCAAAGAUCAUCAAGGACUUCAACAUAAUUCCAAAGUCAACUUACUGCACCAACACUGAAGUUAUAUUAAGGGUGAGUUACAAGAACACAGAAAUGGAUGUCUGUGUGCAGGCUGGUGGGAAGCAAAGUGUCCGGCUGCAGAGCUGUUGGGAAAGAAUUCAGAAUGAUCCAAAGAAGAAGAACAAGUGUAUUCGGAGACUAUCAGGAAAGGGUCGAAAGGGGCGGAGGGGGAGGAAGGGACGCAGAAGCAGAACGAUGCAGCCGACGCACAAGCCAGUUUAACUCACUUUUCCAUCACGUGAAUUGCUCCCCUCCAAUAUGUGUGAUGGGGUGUUCAUGCAAGAAGGCCUUCCUACUCCUUACUGCACUCAUAAUGCUCGCUUUAGCAGUGAAAACAGCAUUAGCCUUUGAUAACUAAACCAUUCAUAUCCACUUGGCUCCACAUUAGCUUUAGAAAAGAGUCUAUGAAGCUAACCAAGAUGGAAACCAACCUUCACCUUGGUGAAUGAGAGAGUGUGUACAAACUAACCACCAGUCUGAAUCCAAACAGGUAAAAUAUUUUAGACGAGAGAUCCUGCAGAUUCUGGAAAUCUUGAGCAAAACACAAAAGUACCGAAGGAACUCAGCAGCUCAGGCAACACCUAUUGAAAGGAAUAAACAGUUGACUUUCUGGCCAAGAUCCUCCGUUGGAUCCUGAUAAAGAGUCUCGAUCCAAAAUGUCAACAGUUUAUUCAUUUCCACAGACGCUGCCUGACCUGCUGAUUUCUUCCAGCAUUUUGAGUGUGUUCCUCAAAAUAUUUUAAGACAUGAUUCUUGAGGAAACAAUGUGUGUGAUGGAACUGUGGUAUUGCUCACACCAUUUUUAGAUUGUACGCAUAGACAAACAGAAUUAGAACAGAUAAAAUAAACUCUUAUUCACCUUUGUCUACAGUUCUCACUGUAUCGAAAAAGCAGCCAGUAUAAUCAAAGUCCCUACUUAGUCCAGGCAUUCUCCCUCCUGACUUGGAUUGCUGGCUGACCUGUUCUCAACACCACUCUGAAAUGGCUACCAAACAGGCAUUUGCAGUGGUUGUCUCCAAACUUCUCUAUGUCAUGAAGAACAACAGGCCAAAGAAUUAUGGUGAAGUCUGUCAACUACAGCAAUCAAACACCACAGAGACCGGCUCUGCAGAGUUCUAUCACCUGUAGCCACGAAUGGAUCAUAUAAUGCAACACACAAAUACUCAGCCAAACCCAUACAAUUACGAAGGGUCUCGGCCUGAAACGUCGACUGCGCCUCUUCCUAUAGAUGCUGCCUGGCCUGCUGCGUUCACCAGCAACUUUGAUGUGUGUUGCUUGAAUUUCCAGCAUCUGCAGAAUUCCUGUUGUUUGCAAUUACACAAUAUUCAUCUUUCAUAGCCAUUUUGUUUCACAAGUCUGAUGCUUUUGUAAUAUGAAAUUAUAAUUUGUUUAAUAAAUAACUGAUUCAAAGAAAUAUGCAACUGCUUUUGAUGUAUUAGAUUAAAAGUAAAUUAAAUUAGUUUAUGGUCAUGAUACAUACCUGUAAGGUUGUAAAGAAUGUUUGUCAU
Mobula hypostoma (lesser devil ray) is the source of this 1937-nucleotide messenger RNA. Its product is annotated as alveolar macrophage chemotactic factor 2-like. Gene Ontology annotation, cellular component: extracellular region. Gene Ontology annotation, molecular function: chemokine activity. The record is from RefSeq and is a predicted model, not a curated record. The transcript is spliced from 5 exons. NCBI's taxonomy places the organism in Eukaryota, Metazoa, Chordata, Chondrichthyes, Myliobatiformes, Myliobatidae. Gene Ontology annotation, biological process: immune response. The coding region runs from base 241 to 651 and encodes 136 amino acids.